Messenger RNA from Prunus armeniaca (apricot), 543 nucleotides. Lineage: Eukaryota; Viridiplantae; Streptophyta; Magnoliopsida; Rosales; Rosaceae. The record is from the annotation of a GenBank genome assembly.
AUGGUGGACGACAUGUUAAAGCAAGGCAAGAUGAGGAAUUUCCUGGCUGUUUUUGACGUCUCGGGAAGCAUGGAAGGAACCCCCAUGAAAGAUUCAUGGAAAGGAAAGGUGAUCACUUUCAGUCAAUGGAUGGAGGCUGGUUGCAACACUGAUUUCCAAAAGGUGUUUGAUUUAAUUCUGAAAGUGCCCGUGAAGGGGAAUUUGAACCCGGAGGACAUGAUAAAGAGGUUGUUUGUGUUCAGCGACAUGGAGUUUGAUGAGGCUUCGUCGUCUAGCGGAUGGGAGACUGAUUACGCUGUGAUACAGAAGAAGUUAGAGAAUCAAGGGUAUGGUAAUGCGGUGCCGCAGAUUGUGUUUCGGAAUCUGAGGCACUCCAAGGCCACUCCGGUGACCGGGACACAAUCCGGAGUGGCUCUGUUGAGUGGCUUCUCUAAGAAUUUGCUCAAGCUCUUCUUGGAUAAUGACGGGGAAGUUCAACCGGACCUUGCCAUAGAAGCUGCCAUAUCCGGCCAAGAGUAUCAGAAGCUGGUUGUGCUGGAUUGA